AUGAGAACUGUAAAACAUAAACAUGUUAUUAAAAAAAUACUAUGUAAAGCAAUUGAUGAAAAUAGGAUUGAACAAAAAUUGAAAGAAAUAAAUGAACGUUGGAAUACAAUGAGUCUUAAUAUAGAGAAAUUCUCUAAUGUAAUUUUGCAUAUUGAACAUAAACUAUGUGGAGUGCAUGAUGUGUUGCAAGUAUUGGAAGAUGAUCAAAUUACAAUGCAUAAAAUGAUGAACUCGUAUUCAGUUGAACCAUUUUUAGAAAAAGUUGAAACAUGGCAGAAAAAUUUAUCAACUGUGAAUGAAGUUCUAAAUAAAUGGUGGUUUGUACAACAAAAAUGGAUUUAUCUCGCAGAAAUAUAUGCUGGGAAAAACAUUUUAAAUAUUUUACCCGAAAAAGCUGAGAAAUUCAAUGAACUAAACAAAUUCUAUCAAGAGGUAUUUGUUAUUAUUGUAUAA
Molecule: messenger RNA, 453 nt
Organism: Acyrthosiphon pisum (pea aphid)
Lineage: Eukaryota; Metazoa; Arthropoda; Insecta; Hemiptera; Aphididae
Product: dynein heavy chain 10, axonemal-like
Exons: 3
Coding region: 1-453 (150 amino acids)
Biological process (GO): cilium movement involved in cell motility
Cellular component (GO): dynein complex; 9+2 motile cilium
Molecular function (GO): dynein intermediate chain binding; dynein light intermediate chain binding; minus-end-directed microtubule motor activity
Source: RefSeq, a predicted model, not a curated record